Molecule: messenger RNA, 5850 nt
Organism: Oncorhynchus tshawytscha (Chinook salmon)
Lineage: Eukaryota; Metazoa; Chordata; Actinopteri; Salmoniformes; Salmonidae
Exons: 8
Coding region: 342-4643 (1433 amino acids)
Biological process (GO): cell differentiation
Source: RefSeq, a predicted model, not a curated record
AUCGGUAAUUCCUUUCAUGUCCUCACCUGUGCGCGCACUACAGCCAUAGGUUGGACAGCACAGACGCAAGCAUUUUGUCAGUUGUUGGAAACAAUUGGAGCGUCCGUGUGCAAAACCGAUUGCUCUAGUUUGUACAAAACAAUUAUUGUAGCGUUUCAGCAAAAUAUCACUAGUCUCCUCCUGUGGCACACUUUGCGGAUAUGGUUUACCUGGAUUUUCAGUCCAGGUUCGGAAAAUAAACUUGAGAGGAACGCAGUGGAAACGCUUCAAAUGGAACGCAUCUAUCAAAUCGGGACCUAAAACUUUUUUUCCAAAAGGGAGUAAGUCCAGUGUGAGGUGGGAUGUCUAGCCGUGAAUCUGUGGGGGACCUGAUCCCCCAGGACCUGGCGGAGGUAUUUGCCCAUGAGAGGCUCACCAAAGGGGGCCGAAGGAAGAAACGUCGGGGCUCCCUGGGCCGGGCAUUCGGCUGGCUCAAAGGGAAGAAGAAGAAGGACGUCAAUGCCAAUGGACAGAGCCAGGACUUUAAUCCAGGCCGGCCGAUGACGGGCAAGACCUUCACACAGGGCCACAGCCAUGCAGUCCCAAAGCAUGAGGAUGGGACUCGCGUCCCUCCACACUUCCAGGAGAAUGUGUUCAUCGAAGGUAGCCGGCCUAAGUACCUGGAGGACCUGCACACUGAGGCCCUAGAGGGACUCAAACUGCAGCAGCAGGAAGAAACCAAUAAUUGGGUGGAUUACCAGGAUGACCAAAGCGUCACAUCGACAGUGACCCGGCUGCCAGACGACACUGAGAGUGACAGUGAGAGGAGAGGCUAUCUGUCAGACAGCACCAUAGCAGACACAGCGUCACAGGUCUCAACACGCUCCACUGUCUCCACACGGUCCUCACGGUCAGGACUGACCCGCCAAGCAUCAACCUUCAGGCCCCUGAAGCCAGAGAAGGCCAAGGCCAGGAGGAGACACAGGAGAACCACAGUUAUGGGGAUACCACAUCACGUCCAGAGGGAACUGGGGUUGGACAGAGCCUCAUGGGCAGGUCGUCAGGUUAUAGAUGAGGGUGGGCUCCCUAACGGUGAGAGUCUGGAUUUCUCCACCAUCGAGGGGCCUCACCUGGCUGGUUCCCAGGAGGGGGUGAGGAAGUACCUCCAGUCUGUAGAAGGCCUGCAACCUGUCUGUGAGGACCAGAUCCAGAAGGUCCUCUCCCGGGCCGGACACAGGGACGACCUGGCUCUCCUCCAGCACAUGGGCCCCCAGCUGUCCGACCUGAAUCGGCCCAAGUCCCUGGCUGUCCCCUGGAUGACCACAACCUCUAGCCUGCUUCAGCUGCACCCCAGCCCUGUCAUGUCCAUGUCCCCCCAGGCCACCUACAUGUCUAAGAUCAUCCCAAACGCUGUGCUGCUACCCUCCAUAGACGUGGUGGAGAUCACCCGGAACCGUAGUCGGAGCAGCGUUCGUACUGUCAGUAAGAGCAGCCUGCUGCUGGCCAGCCCUGCCGCCUCCCGCGCCUCCUCCCGCGCCUCCUCCCGCGCCUCCUCCCGCGCCUCCUCCCGCGCCUCCUCCCACGCCUCUACCAUGUCCUCCGCCUCCCGCUACAACCCACCACACUUCUCUGACAGCUCUGGAUGGAGCCACUCUGAGUCCUCUGAGACCCUGGUGUCUGACUCUUCCACAAUCUCUUCCAACAGCACCACCAGACAGGGGGGCUCACAGGGGGGGGAUGGGGAGGGUUCAUCCAGGGAGACGACCCUGGACAGCAAGAGUAUCCACCCCUCUGUCAGUAAGGCCUCCAGGACCUCCGACACCAACGGCAAAGGGAAAGCCAGAGGGGAUGAUGGCAAACAGGAGGGGCCCUUCGCCCGGAGCAUGUCUGUGAUGAAGUCCAAGAGGGCACCGGCCCCACCCAGCCGCUCCUACUCCCUACACAAGGACAACAUGAAGAGGCACUCGCAAGACCUGAUUAACAGCAUGGUUACUGCCCCUCCCCAAAGCAGCUCAUUCCAGGGAGGGGAGGUUAAGGCUUUCAGUGCUGGGGAAAGUAACAACAGUAGCCCUGGCUACACAGCAGACACCAGCUCUCUGGAUGAGUCUUCAGGCUCUGUGACAGCCAGCCCUUUCAACACCCCACAGCAGGCAGCCAGGGAGAAUGUGAGGAACGAUCAGCCAGGCUCCACAGGCUCCUCUCCCCAGAAACAGACCCCCCAGGAAAAUGGCCUGAAGAAUGUCUCUCCCUCCAGCGGCUACUCCAGCCACGGUGGCACGCCCACCCUCCUUUCCAAACAGACCCUUAACCCAUCUCCAGGGGGAAAAAGAGGCAUCCGAGCAAUCAUCUUCCCAAUGGCACCAUCGCCGGCAGCUUCAGCCCCAUCACUUGUCAUUCAACCCCAGGCCUCUGACAGCAGCAAGACGCCUGAGCCAGUCGACACUGUAACUCCCUCACCUUCAGUCAUGUCACUCAGAGAGCCGUUCAACAUCCCGCCCCCACCCAAGGUGUCUGCCCCCUCUCCUCCUCCCCCGGAGGUAUGGGCACACAACAAGCGCACCUUUGAACUGCUACUAGGUCCCCCGGCCCCCAACAACAUGGAUACGGUGGUGCGAAAGAACCCAAAGGAUCGACGACAGCAGAGGCAGUCGCCUUCCACAUCAAGAGAGGGUUAUGUUAAGAACGUGUCACCUGAGAGGAGAGAUGAGGCAAGAGGUGUGCUGGAGGGGGUCACUGAGCCUCGAGUGAAAGAGCAGACAGGUCCAGCAGACCAGGAAAGGGUACUGUCUUCCAUUGUGGAGACUAGUAAUCCAGCUGCACAUACGUUUGAGUCAGGAAAAGGUCAGGAGAGUGAAGUAGCACAGAAGGUUGAAGAGAGGGCCCAAGGAAGUCAGUUGGGAGUUAAAGAGAAGGUGCAGGGAAGUCAGUUGGUGGUUGAAGAGAAGGUGCAGGGAAGUCAGUUGGUGGUUGAAGAGAAGGUGCAGGGAAGUCAGUUGGUGGUUGAAGAGAAGGUGCAGGGAAGUCAGUUGGUGGUUGAAGAGAAGGUGCAGGGAAGUCAGUUGGUGGUUGAACCAGAGAGGGUCAUUGUAAAUCAGUUGAUAGGUAAACUAGAGAAGGUCCAGACAAGUAAUUUGAUAAAUGGAAAAUCAGUGAACGCCGCAGUAGUUCCAGUAAAGGGCCUAGGAAAAGUAAAGACAGAAAUACAGACUACUACUCCUGCUGCAGCCAAAAAGACUGAAUUCCAACCUAAAAUGGAUACGUCUUUGGUAAGCCCUGCUCUAGCACACAUCUCCCCAUCUCCGUCUCCUCCCCCAGCACACUAUCCUCCCCUUCCCCCUUCCAAACAGACCCCACCUGUGGCCCCCUCAGACUCUAUGCCUGCUCCAGAGCUGCCACUAGUCUCCACCACUGGGGAAUCCUCCUGGCCCCCUCCGCCUUCUCCCAUGGACUUGGCCACCCUUGGCAAUGAGCUUGACCUGCCCAUUCCCCCACCACCAAGGGUAGUUAUGACAGAACUUGUGCCCCCUGUUUCAUCUGUACUACAGGGAAUCCCACCUCCACCCCAGGGUAUCCCACCUCCACCUCCCCAAGAAGCCCCACCUCCACCAAAAGCUCAAUUUGGUCCUCCCUCCUACAUCCCUCCACCUCCCCAAAGUAUUCCACCCCCACCUCCACUGGAAAACAUACAGCAGCACAGUCCAGUGACCACAGAGGGACAGAACCAAGAGAAGUCCCUCAGCAAGAGCUCUUUCUCUCCCACUCCCCCAGAGGAGAGCUCCACUCCCGUGGUAACACCCACCCUUCUGCAGACGGUCAAGCUGAGGUCUGUCAAUAAUGGUGACCAGGAUCAGGAAAAGCACCAGGGACAGGACUGGACAGGGGUCACUUUGAGGGCCAAAAAACCCAGUAACGGUGAGGCUCCCCAGAAGCCUAUUCGAAGGUCUCUGUUCAUGACAUCUCCCCUUCCUACUGUCACAUCCCCAACUACGACUGUUAUCUCACAAUCUCCCAUAGCCCAACCCCCAGAGGCAGCCCCAGCCACAGAGGACACCCCACAGGCAGACCCAGAGCCUGCCACAUUCCCAGAGGUAGCCUCAGCCUCAGAGGGGGCCACAACCCCAGAGGCAGCUGCAGAAACACCUCCAGCCACAGUCCCAGCUGAGGCCCUAGAGGUAGCCACAGCCUUAGCUGAAGCCCCAGCCAAGCCCCAGCCCAGGAUACUUAAUUUACCCUUAAAGUCAUCCAUUGUCACCUCUCCUACGAGGAAGUCACCACCUGCCUCAGCCACCACCCCCUCCAUGAGGAUGCAGGAGGCCAUCCGCUUGAGGACAGCAUCCAGAAGUAAAGAGGGGCCUCCCUCUCGUCUCAGUCUGCACUCUCCAACAAGUCUUAAGUCUCCCUCCUCCACCGCCAGUUUCAUCUUUGCCAAGAGCACAAAGAAGAUUGUCAUAGAGACCCCCUCAUCCCCUGAGGCCCAGGCCAAUCUCACAAAGAACCUGAUAGCUGAGCUUUCAUCUAUGUCCAAUCCAGCCAAGUCCAUAGAAACACAGAAGGUGGUGGUCAAGGUGCCUCCACCUGUGUCAAGGAAACCCAAGCCUAAGGUCAAAGAGACAGAGCCCAGUGUGGAGACUGAGCAUGUGCAAACUGCGGGUCAGGAAGCAUAGCCAGCAGACAGCACUGAGGGUGCCCCAGAGGCUCCAAGCGGGACAGCAGUGCCACCAUUAUCCUCCAUAUGAGCAACACUGCCACUAAACAAGGAUUAAUCAUUCACAAAGAUAGACUUUUAUCUGUACAUUGAGAAGACGCCAUAUGUCAAGCGCAAUAUGCAAGAGGGAGAGAGGUGGAUUUUUUAAAAAAAAGUGAGCGGAUGAUGCAAUCAGAGCCUUCUGAAGACAGGGCAACUGGACAUAACUACAUGUAACCCUCUCACAUAAGAGCUCUGAGUUUGAAAUCCUUUGAGUGCAUGUUAAAAUGGUGUUGGCCUUUAAUUUUUCUAAUACUCUUGUUGUAUUUUGGAGCAUUUUUCUUUGGCAGGGGGACUUACUGGUCUGAUUUAAUAAUGGAGAGUCAGUCACAGUGCAUGCUGGUCUAGGUUGCCCUCUAGUGUCAACUAUGGAAUGUCACAGCUACUGCUGUUGGGUACUGCAAACACUUGUCUGGAUUAUAUACCACAAUGUUGGAUUUUUGAUAUAUUCGUUAUAAGAUAAUGCACAAUUAGAAUGUGUUAAGUUCUUAUUUCAUCCAUGUUUGUAAUAAAAUAAUUGACCUAAAUUAUUUGUCCUGUAGUAGACAUCUUCCCAUUAGAUUUUGUGGGAAAUAUGUUAUUUUAUGUUUUCUAUGUCAAUAUGUGGCGAUCUUUCCUGAUGUCGUCAUAUUUAAUUUUCUCCUUAGCUCCUAAAAUGCUAUAAUCAGAGCUGGGUGAUACCACUAGUUCUAGAAUGAGAAUCAUAUUCAUGAUGAGAAUCCCAAUUUUCAUGGUCAUGUUUUUUUUUUUCUUUUGUUGGUAUGAAUGUACAGACUUUUACAGGAAUCUCACCCUGCGUGUAAAUCAAAUCUCACAGGUUUAAUCUGAAGCACAGUUUAUGAAUUUAACUGGUCAUUUAAAGACUAUUGGGGCAAAUCUUUGUCUUGCUUUUAGUUAUAUCCUGCACAUUUUGAUACGUUUCCUUUCAACCAGAUGGGAGCUAUAUUAUACAUUGCAUUUGUUACUCAUUUGUACAGAAUUUGGGAUAUUUCUCAACAAUGAAACAUCUGCUUUGAAAGUACAUAUUAUUCAGUGAUUUCAAUGAUUGUAGAAAAGUAAUCUGACAUGAUUAUGUAUAGUUUCAUUUAUUUCAAGGUAACAGAAUAAAUGUAUAUCUUCACAAUGAA